CCUCUUUCUGCCGAAACACAAGAAUCAUUAAGAAAAUGGCAAACGAARAGUUCAGYACCAGGCGCAAGCUUCACUGGUCUGGGUCGUCUUCGACCGAGUGGUCGGCGUCCCCGCUGCCGCCUGGUUCGAAUAGCGGGCCACUCGUCGUGCAUGAAUGGGAUGUCAUAGAAGUUCUAGAGUCUCAAGACGCAUUUGAUGGUGGAUGUUCCUCAUCCUCCUAUAGAGACAAUCGGCACGAGUCAAAGAAGGAGCCAAGUGCUUGGCGGUGCAGAAGAAGAAAACGUUGGAAACGAAUCAUUGUUAUUUUCGUCACGUUUUUGUUUCUUUGGAUUGUUGCUUAUUUUUGCGCUAAGAAAUUCACUUUGGGCAAGUACGAAAAUACGAGGAGUAUCGAAAAAGAGGACAGCAGUUUGGAUUUGGAUUUGGACUUAGCUGGAAAAGCACAGCAAGAUCAGGGGAAGAUUGCAGUCAGCUGUGGCAAUAUGCCCAGUGAAAAGUCCGAAAACACAAGKAGUAAAGAAAAACAAAACAGUGAUUUGGAUUUAUAUUUGACUGGAAAAGUAGAGCAAGACCACGGGAAGACUGCAGUCAGCAGUGGCAAUAUGCCCAGUGUCUCUACCAAGGAAGAUCUAUCCACAAUGAAUACGGCGGGUGCGGCUUCAUAUGUUAGAGACCAAGUACCCUCCGCAACUAAUAUGACAACUAAAGCUCCAAACGUCAUUAUCGAACCCAAAGAAAUCGUUGUUCUAUAUCCAAAUGAAUUUAUAUCGGCCGGGCAAUUCCGAUAUUCUGCAAAUGGACGUUUCAAAGUUGGCUUGGCAAAAGAACAUGGUGAUUUAGUUUUGAUUGAAGUGAACUCUUCUGGUGAACACGUGAUCUGGUCGUCUGGUACGAGUUCUGGUUUAAAUCGAAAUUCAACUGGCGAAACCAAAUGCUUCAUGCAAGCAGACGGAAACUUGGUUCUCAGAGACAUUAACACGAUGAUGUCACUCUGGAUGACAAAAACACAGGGCAAUCUAGAAGCUCGUCUUGUUCUGGACGAUUCUGGUCGAAUAGCCGUGAGAUCAGAUGACAAUUACUCGACAAUUUUGUGGAUGGAUGGCAUACCUAGGCAUGAAUUCACGAGACCAUCUUCUGGAAAUAUGACUUUUCCUAUUCGUGGAGCUUUUUACUAUCCGUGAGUGCGAUACCUUCGCAACACUUCAUGGACGUCUACACAAAUUAUCAAAUGUAUUCAAAAAUACUCACUUCAUGUCUUGUCCAUUCCUGCAUUUAGCUGGUAUCCGUCAACUUGGCACAUUAAUGGUCAUCCAGCACACUAUGAUACUUCCUUGGGAAUGUACAGCUCAAGCGAUCCUACCGUAGCGAAUGCACAUGUCGCGGCAAUGGAUUUUGGUCGAAUCCAACUCUCAAUAGCUUCUUGGUGGGGUCCGAAUACAAAUCUAGAUAGGGCAAGAUUGACGUUGCUAAUGGACGAAUCGAUUGCUCAGGGUUCACCUCUCAAGUGGACCGUCUAUCACGAAGAUGAACGCGACGAAACUCCAUCUCCCGAAGAAAUCCACAAUGAUCUUGGUUAUUUAGAAAAAUGGUUUGCUUGGCAUAAAGCAUGGGCUCACAUCGAUGGCAAGCCGGUGAUUUUUGUAUACAACGAAGCUGGGUGUGAUGUUGUGAGUCGCUGGAUGCAAGCCAGUGAAGGAAAGUGGUUUGUUGUUUUGAAGCUAUUCUCUCGCUUCGAGAAUUGUCCCGAUCAGCCCGAUUCGUGGCACCAGUAUGGUGUUGGAGAAAAGGAUGGGACGGUUCACAACCCAGGGCACUCAUUUGUGAUUUCGCCCGGGUUUUGGAGGGCCGACACCGAUGUUCCGAUUUUGAAACGGGUAAAUCGUACCCAAUUUUGUCGACAGGCACAAACAAUGGUCCAAAGCAAAGAGCCUUGGCAAUUGAUUGUGAGUUUCAAUGAAGCUGGGGAGGGUACUCUAAUCGAACCAUCUCCAGACUGGGAGAGCGAUAGUGGCUAUGGCGAUUACUUGGAUUGUCUGCACGAUUCGUACGUAUAAAGUCACUACGAAAAGCAAAAAAGUUCGAGCCUCGAUAAAAUAUAAAAUGCUUGUAAACAC
Messenger RNA from Pseudo-nitzschia multistriata, 2114 nucleotides. The record is from the annotation of a GenBank genome assembly. Lineage: Eukaryota; Bacillariophyta; Bacillariophyceae; Bacillariales; Bacillariaceae.